Penaeus chinensis is the source of this 1512-nucleotide messenger RNA. RefSeq lists its product as uncharacterized. Lineage: Eukaryota; Metazoa; Arthropoda; Malacostraca; Decapoda; Penaeidae. The record is from RefSeq and is a predicted model, not a curated record. The coding region runs from base 1 to 1512 and encodes 503 amino acids. The transcript is spliced from 6 exons.
AUGUCCUGCGGCUUGUGGUUUGCAGACAGUUCACCACGGAACAGGAGACAUGAACAGCUUCCUUUCCUCGACAUCUUAAUCCAGAGGAGACCUGGAGUCCCGGUGUACUCUGUGUACACAAAGCCCACGAAUAAAGAUGAUUUCAUACACUAUUUCUCUGCCCACAAGGUAGCACCUGAAAGGGUCCCAGGUAUGGGGUUGCAUAUCCUAAUGUUGGGCAGCAGUAACAUUAAAACCUGGAACUGGCGGAAGAACCAUUUCGAUGGUCAACGCGAUAAGCUUAUACUGUUUGGCGACUUUAAUGCCCGAGUUGGCUCUGAUCACAAUCAGUGGGAAGGAGUACUCGGCAAACACGGCACUGGCAAAAUGAACGCUAAUGGCCUCCUGUUGCUGAGCAAGUGUACAGAGUACAACCUGGUCAUCACAAACACGUUGUUCAGAAUGGCAGAUAAGUACAAGAAUUCUUGGAUGCACCCCAGAUCUAAACAGUGGCAUCUGAUAGAUUUCGUCAUUAUCCCCCCCCUCCACCCAAGCCGCCCGAAUCUUUCCAGAAGAACCUUUAACAUAGCCAAACUCCAGCAGUCUCGAUGUCUCGACUUUUUCCAACACAAGCUGGAUGAAAAGCUAGCUACCACUGAUCCACUGUCUGGUUACCCAACCCAGAAAUUGAUUCAGUUCAAAGAGUUAGUGACAGAAACAGCAAAGACAGGUCUUGUCCUAAAGAGAUGUAACCAUCAGGACUGGUUUAAUGAGAAUGAUAGUGCCACUGAAGAACUGCUUGCUAAGAAGAACAAGGCAUUCAUGGAGUGGCAGAACGACCCGAGUUCCUCAACGAAGAAGGAGAUAUUUAAGUCGUAUCAGUCUCUGGCCCAAAGAGAAAUACGUAGGAUGCAUGACCAGUGGUGGGAGAAGAAAGCUGAUGAUAUUCAAGCCUUCGCUGACUCCAACAACUCAAAGCAAUUCUUUAAUUCUACCAAAGCAGUGUAUAGCCCUCCCAAAUCUCGCUCUAUGCCUGGAGUCACUCUAAUCAAGGACAAGGCCGCUAUCAGAGAAAGAUGGAAAGAGCACUUCAGCCAGCUCCUAAAUCGUCCAUCCUCAGUUGACCAGUCAGUACUUGACCAGAUCCCUCAGAGGCCAGUCAUUGAAGAAUUCGACAACGUUCCUUCCAUGGAAGAAGUCCAAAAGGCUAUAAGACAGAUGAGCAGUGGCAAAGCACCGGGAAGGGACGGAAUCCCAGCAGAAGUAUACAAGGCACUUAGCAACGAGGCUCUUCAGGUAUUCCACAGUGUUCUCAUUAGUAUCUGGGAAGAGGAGGAAAUGCCAGCUGACCUUCGCGAUGCAAUAAACCUUCCGGAGUCACAGUGUGAUUUCCGCCGUAAUCGAAGUACUGUUGGUAUGGUCUUUGCAAUCAGACAGAUCCAGGAGAAAUGCAUUGAGCAGAAUAUAGGCCUCUAUGCGGUCUUUAUAGACCUCACUAAAGCUUUUAACACUGUCAACCGUGAUGCACUAUAG